Molecule: messenger RNA, 3141 nt
Organism: Schizosaccharomyces japonicus yFS275
Lineage: Eukaryota; Fungi; Ascomycota; Schizosaccharomycetes; Schizosaccharomycetales; Schizosaccharomycetaceae
Product: alpha,alpha-trehalose-phosphate synthase
Exons: 2
Coding region: 316-3030 (904 amino acids)
Biological process (GO): trehalose biosynthetic process
Molecular function (GO): catalytic activity
Source: RefSeq, a predicted model, not a curated record
CUUAUAUGCGGUGUAUGUCAUGGUGAAUACCUCUUCUCUGCACGUAUCCUCUCCCAACAUUCUUUUGGCGUCUGUUUCUCUUCAGCGCCAAGUUCUCUAACCGCUAUACGAAGUAUCUUUCGUUCUGAAUCACUCCUCUGUUUAUAGGACUGUUUUUGGUCUUGCAAACCUUAAAACGGUUUUGUUUUCUUCCUAAUUACGCUGCUUAACGAUUGUGUUACGAUUUGUUUAAUUUUUUUGGACGCUUUUUGUCAGUUUUUUUAGCAUACUGCAGUCUCUACUUAUCUUUUAACGAACUAUUCAACUUAUUUGACGAUGCCGAAAACAUAUAUCUGUUCUAUUUUCCUACCUUACACAAUUGACUUCCAUUUGGACGAGGAUGAGUCGGCUGUAGAAUCGACUCCAUCUACGGCUGGGCUUACUGCCACCCAUGCUCGCCGGGAUUCAAUGCGUCUGCACAAUUUACUUUCAGAGCUCUCAGUUUCUCGCACUCAAAGUCGUCAUGGAACACCUCCAAUGACUCCCCAACAUGAGCUUCUCAAUGAGUAUUUUGAUCUCAAUCCGCGCGCUCGUCCCCUGUCUCGCACAACCACGGGUACCAUGCUCUCUUCUGGUGUACGCAGCAAUCUUGCGAUUGCAUCUCCAUCUGUGCGCUCCGGCAGAGCUUCUCCGGUAUUCACGCAGCCACGUUCUCGGGCCAAUUCCCCUCCCCCCUCUCUUAACGGUUCGGAUUCCAACCGAUUUGGUGCUCCCGGUAUUGGUGCGACUUUGAGACCCCUGCGCAAGCGCAGAGAGUCGUUGUCGAGAUCUGUUACGCUGUUCGAUAAAGCUCGUUGGACCGUUGAACUUAGUCUUACAGGCAACGGCGGUCUGUAUAAUGCCAUACAUGCCGCUAAGCGCGACAAUGUUCUUGACAACUCUGUGUGGAUUGGCUUGUUGGGCUUCCCCACAGAGACUCUUUCUGAUAAAACGAAGCAAGCAAUAUCUGCUGCACUCUUGGUGAAGCACCAAUCAAUUGCUGUCUAUACUUCUGAUUCUAACUACGAGGGUCAUUACAACCAUUAUUGUAAGAAGAUUCUUUGGCCGGCUUUCCAUUACCAACACAACGAGACCUUCUCCUUCUUCCACGAGGAGUCCAGUUGGGAUGCAUAUGUCGCUGUGAACCAGGCUUUCGCGGACAAAAUUAUUCAAACGUACAAGCCGGGUGAUGUCGUUUGGGUAAACGAUUACCAUUUGCUUUUGGUACCAGAAAUGGUUCGUAAACGUGUUCCUAAUGCCAUCAUCGGCUUAUUUAUUCACGUUUCUUUUCCCUCAUCAGAGGUUUUCCGUUGUUUUGCCCGUAGAAAAGAACUUCUUACCGGUAUGCUUGGUGCAAACUUGGUCGGUUUCCAAACGGACGAGUACAAACGUCAUUUCUUGCAAACCUGUGCUCGAAUCAUGUAUGUUGAGGCAAUGGGCAACCGUUUAUUGCUUGAGGACCGAUAUGUGGAUGUGAAUUCAUUUCCAAUUGGUAUUGACCCCAUCUUGUUGUCCGACUUUCUGAAUGAUCCAGAUACGACGGAGACAUACAACAUCCUUGCAGAGCGCUAUAAAAAUUUGAAUGUGUUUUUUGGUCGCGAUAAAAUGGACAACAUUAAGGGUAUUAGGGAGAAGCUUUUGGCUUACGAGCAAUUUCUUGAUGACAAUCCCACGUAUCAAAGCAACACUGUCCUCCUGCAGGUUGCGUUGAUGGAGGACGAUCGCGAGUAUUCAGUGAGCAUUGCUGAUAUCGUCGCACGUAUCAAUUCAAAGUACUCUGACUUUUCUUCCGAUCACCUUCCGGUGGUGAUCGUCUCUAGAGACUUGAACUUUGCUCAAUUUUUGGCUUUACUGAAGGUUGCAGAUGCGUUUGUUGUUACCUCAUUACGUGAAGGCUUCAAUCUCACUUGUCACGAGUUUAUCUAUGCUCAGCAAGAAAAGAGGGCUCCUUUAAUUAUCAGUGAAUUUGCUGGAAGUGCUUCUAUCCUUAGUGAUUCCGCGCUUAUUGUGAAUCCUUGGAGUACCUUGGAGACGAGUUUGGCGUUCAAGACCGCACUGGAAUUGUCCGACAACGAUCGCGAACGUUUAUUCAAUGGUUCAUUCAAGGCAAUCAUGAAGCACAAUGCAACUACAUGGGUUGCUGAUUUUACUUCUUCUCUUAAAGCGUGCUAUGCAGCUCAAGAAGCUCGCGAUGUGCUUGCCAUCCCGCGCUUCUCUUCCGUUACCUUCACCCAAAACUUUGAGCGCAGCAAGCACCGUCUUUUUAUUUUGGACUUCGAAGGUACUACAAUCAACUGGGGUAGCGCUCACCAGUUUGUGAGUUUCAACUACAAGUACAUGCUUGACAUCAUAGCCAAGUUGUGCAGUGAUCCAAGAAACACAGUCUACAUUACUAGUAGCCUGGGACGUGACGAGUUGGAAGGCUUCUUCCUUCGUUUGCCGGAUGUUGGUCUGAUUUGCGGCAAUGGUUGUUUUGUGAGACCGCAUGCUCAAGCUGAAGGCAUUCCUGAUAUGUGGUUGCGCAUGUUUAAGCCCGAAGACAUGACUUGGCGUUCAUCUGUGAAGGAGUUGCUUGAUUAUUAUCGAGAACGUACUCCUGGUUCCACUGUUGAGGAUCGUGGAUUUUCAUUUUCUUUUAAUUAUAAGAAUGCAGAAGAUGAAGCUAACGCUAUGCGCUCUGCCGGUGAGCUUUGCAGCAGUCUAAACGAGGGCGCCUCCAAUGGUUGUCGUGCGGUUCCUCUCGAAGGAGAGGUUAUAUGCGAACCCUCGAACAUAAACAAGGCUACUGCAUCCGAAUAUGUCUACAAAAAACUUUGCAAGGACCCUGACUCUAUAGACCUUACUGUUGUUGCUGGUAAUGACCGUACCGAUGAGCCUAACUUUGAAUGGGCAAACACAUUAAAGAUGGACACGAUUACUAUUAGCAUGGACAAAAAGCAUACCGAGGCGAAAUGUUUUGCCGAAGGUGUCUCUAAUCUUCUACACACUUUGGACAAAAUAUGUAAUAUUUAGUUGAUUAAUGUACUUUGUAAAUAACGUAAUCAUGCUAGGUGUAGUAAUGAUGAAUAGAUACAGGACGAGGGUUGUUUACGUCCCCCGUUUGCUUACUGCCAGUACACUGUG